AUGCCGGAUGCCCAAGUCCGGAAGACCGAACUGCAGGAUCAGGACCAAACGACACCGCCGCCUUCAUACAAACGACGGCGGAUAGCUCUAGCUUGCACAUCCUGCAGGAAUCGCAAAUCACGUUGCAACGGGGCUAGGCCUUCUUGCAGCCUCUGCGUCGAACUCGGUUUCGAAUGCAUAUAUCAACAGCCUGCUGCGGGCAAUGUCAGGCCUCCUCAGCUGCAGCCAGGCUAUGACGAGCGGUUGCGGGCUAUCGAGGACACGCUCAGGCUCCUCGUGAACCGAAACCACCCUCCGUCGGAUAGUCCUGAUCAGUUAAACCCACCAAGCCACGAGCAAAAUCGGCCGAGUCAAGAAGCCAACACCUCUGUCCAAGAGCCAAGACAGGUGCCGAACGAUGAUGAAGACGUUGCCAUUCUCGACGAAGAUGAAUCUCUGCAGCAAAAUGCGGAGGACUCUGUUGAUGGCAUGGCGGCCAUCACGGACCCGGAAGAAACUGAAUCGAGGUUUUUUGGUCCAUCCUCCAACAUAGCCUUGCUCCGCCAUAUAUCCGAUGCGACUUCAGCUACAUUGAGAGCAAUAGGGCAGUCUCGACACUCAGAAAGUGGAAUAAAUCAGCCAAUUGUCUCGAGAGUAGCCUCUCCGGUCACCACGACUCUCUCGGAGACGAGCCCCAUCGCUCGACACCACAUCAACAUUCGGUCCCUCCCUCCCGAAGCGCGCGCGCUGCACCUCAUCAGGCUUUUCUUCUCGGAUACCGGAAUGCUGUUUCCCUACAUCCACGAGCAGGAUGUUCUGCGUACUUACUCUGCGGCACGGCGAAAUCGCUUUAGUGCCGUGAGCCGUUCCUGGCUAUGCCUCGUAAACGCCAUAUUUGCGUUUGCAACCUACAUCAGCGCUAAGCCUAACCAGUCGGCUGAAAAGAAUGCCGCCGAAUCAGAGAUAUUCAUAGAAAGGGCACAUGCUUUGUCGGCAGAGAUAGAGAUGAAAUCAGCCAGCUUGGAGACGGUUCAAUGCUUGCUCUUGAUGGCACAGUAUCGUCAAGGCACUCAACGAUCUGACCAGGCCUGGAACCUACAUGGCCUCGCGGUCCGUGCAGCCAUCCAACUGGGACUACACUCGCAGACGGCUUCUUCUGGACUGAACCUGGUCGAAGCCGAGAUUCGCAAGCGGACAUGGUUUGGCUGUAUGAUCCUGGACAGGACACUAAGCAUGACCUUUGGUCGCCCUUGCAUGAUGCCUAACUCCAUUGUGAAACUAGACCUUCCGUUGAAUCAAAACUUGGAGCGAUUGACAAUGCUGGGAAACUCUGCAACGUCAAUGAGCAGCUUGGACCCGCCAGACACAGUUUGCCUUUUCACUGCAACCAUACAACUGUACUAUAUAUUAGGAGACAUAAUCUGCGAACUCUAUGGAGGCAAUGUGGACGUUGAUCCAGGGCUGACCGUCCCAACAAUGCUGGAAAGGACUGUCGUUCUCGAACAGAAACUGGCAGCCUGGAAACACCACCUAUUUCCUCAGCUGCAACGAAGGCCAUGGGAUACUCUCGAUCCUGACUCCGUCUCAGUCUCUGCCUGGGACCCUGUUUUCGACAGAUUGAGCGUCAUCAUUACGCUCAGAUAUCUCAAUACGCGGAUCUUACUACACAGACCCAUCUUGAGUGCCUUCUUACGACAAAGGGCUCGUUUGAAGGGAUCUGGAGAACCGGUCGAGCAGGAAGAUCCCUUCUUUAAUGACCUCGGCGAACGAAGCGUCAAAAUUUGCCAGCAAGCCGCCAUGGAAAUCGUCGAGAUUGUCCACAAGACGAGUAAGCCACCUGCAUUACUCGGGGCGUGGUGGUUCACUGCCUACUACACAUUCAAUGCGGCUCUCGUGAUAUUCAGUGGCAUUUUGCUAGAGAUCACCCCAUUGAACGUACGGACUGCAAAUGGUCCACCGGUAACCACCACCGAUUCUUUGGAUGAAACCAAAAUUGUCGAAAUGAUUACGCGACUCCGGCGGGCAAUGGAGACGCUUAAACAGUUCGGCGAGGGCACCAAAUCCGCAAAGAGAAUCAGGAAGACACUCUUGAAGCUGGUGCAGAUAUGCAUGACACUUGUGCAGUUCAAUCCGGAACACGGUCCAGCCAUCUUGUCGGCCUUGUCCUCUGAGGCCCAAUUAAGUAGCCAGAGCAACAGCCUCUCUUUGCAAUCCCAAGGAGGAAUGGAUGGGAGCAUCGCGACGAAUGGUCUCCUGCCGACCAUGGGCCAAGACGACCCAUUCGCAGCUUUUGACAUGAGCAUGCACCAAUAUUGGACGGACAAUAGUCUCGACCUGUUUGCAGACCUUGUCGGCGUUGAGCCAGGUUUGACGGCAAUGAUGGCCGGCUGA
Molecule: messenger RNA, 2370 nt
Organism: Cladophialophora bantiana CBS 173.52
Lineage: Eukaryota; Fungi; Ascomycota; Eurotiomycetes; Chaetothyriales; Herpotrichiellaceae
Exons: 5
Coding region: 1-2370 (789 amino acids)
Biological process (GO): positive regulation of transcription from RNA polymerase II promoter by galactose; DNA-templated transcription
Cellular component (GO): nucleus
Molecular function (GO): RNA polymerase II cis-regulatory region sequence-specific DNA binding; zinc ion binding; DNA-binding transcription factor activity, RNA polymerase II-specific
Source: RefSeq, a predicted model, not a curated record